CAACCAUCGUCAUUGCAGCCUAUUUCCUCCCCAGCCUCGAACUAUAAAUGUCGCUCGCCUUCAACAUCGGAGUCACACCUUUCUCCGGCCACGGAGUUGGGUGUUUGAGCCAAAUUUUCCCAGUCAAAGGAUUGCGAAUGGCCAUCGCCAAAAAGUCAUCUCUCACCGUUAAAUCCAGCCUUACUACACCAGAUUUGUUGGGGGAAUUAAAGGACAAGUUGAAGAGGGAAGAACACCAUGAUUCUCGAGCAGCUGCAACUGUUCCACCUUCGGAUGUACCCUCGAGUCUGUGUAUAAUUGACACCCUAGAAAGAUUGGGAGUAGACCGACACUUCCAACCCGAAAUCGAUACUAUUCUUGAAGAGACAUAUAGGUUAUGGCAAAAGAAACACACAGUUAUAUAUUCAAAUGUCACUACUCAUGCCAUGGCGUUUAGACUUCUCCGAGUGAAAGGAUAUGAAGUUUCAUCAGAGGAAUUGGCUCCAUAUGGGAACCAAGAGCGCGUCAGCCGGGAAACAAUCGAUGUUAUCGAGCUUUACCGAGCAGCGCACGAGAGAAUGUACGGAGAAGAUGAGAGCAGUCUAGAGAAAAUACUUGCUUGGACCACCACCUUUCUCAAGCACCAGUUGCAUAGUAACUCCAUUUCUAACAAGAAACUACACAAACUGGUGGAAUUUUAUUUGAAGAACUAUAAUGGCAUAACCAAGAGAAUAGCAGCUCGACGAAACCUUGAACUAUAUGACAUGAGCUAUUAUCAACCUCUAAAAUCUACAAAUAGGUUCUCUAAUCUGUGUAAUGAAGAUUUUCUAGCAUUUGCGAGGCAUGAUUUUAAUAUUUGCCAAGCCCAGAACCAGAAAGAUCUUCAGCAACUACAGAGAUGGUAUGUAGAUUGCAGGUUGGACACAUUGAAUUAUGGAAGAGAAACGUUACUCAUGUGCUAUUUUCUGGCUUCAUUAGUAAUUCAAGAUCCUGAAUUAUCCUAUGUUCGCAUAGCCUUUGCCAGUCAUAUGGUGCUAGGAACAUGUUUUGAUGAUUUUUUCGACAUUGCUGGUUCUAGACUAGAGUCAUACAAGCUCAUAGAAUUAGUGAAAGAAUGGAAAGAGAAGGCAGUUGCAGAGUAUGGAUCCAAGGAAGUUGAAAUUCUUUUUAAAGCAUUGUACAAUACAGUAAAUGAGGUUGCAGAGAUGGCUAGUGUCGAACAAGGACGAGAUGUGAAAGGAUUUCUUGUUGAACUGUGGAUUGAAAUGCUUUUAGCUAUGAAGAUAGAACUGGAUACAUGGACUGACGACGUGCAACUAAGCUUGGAUGAGUACAUGUCUAAUUCGUGGGUAUCGACCGGUUGCAGAAUGUCACUUCUCAUGUCGUCGCUAUUCCUCGGUGUUAAAUUAUCCGAGGAAAUGCUUAGGAGCGAAGAGUGUAGUGAUCUGUGUAGGCAUGUUUCAACGGUUCUUCGUUUGCUCAACGAUGUGACGACUUUUGAGAGGGAACGCGAGGAGAAUAAAAGAAGCAGUGUGAGCAUUGUCAUUGCAGAGGGAAGAAGUGUGACAGAGGAGGAAGCCAUUGUAGAGAUAAAAGAAAUAGUUGAGUAUAACAUAACAAAACAGAGGCAGAUUGUCUACAAAAUCGAUACCAUUUUCCCAAGAAAAUUCAAAGAUAUAUUUUUGGAGGGAUGCAAGAUUUUUUCUCAUAUGUAUUCGAGCAGCGACGAAUUCACUUCUCCUCAGCAACUCAUGGCAGAUGUGAAAUCCUUGAUAUAUGAACCUCUUACACUUCCUAGUUAACUAAGUCAUUUCCAAUACAUUUAUUUCCGGAAAAUGAUCG
Messenger RNA from Salvia splendens (bonfire salvia), 1821 nucleotides. RefSeq names its product miltiradiene synthase KSL1, chloroplastic. Gene Ontology annotation, biological process: gibberellin biosynthetic process. The record is from RefSeq and is a predicted model, not a curated record. The transcript is spliced from 10 exons. Gene Ontology annotation, cellular component: chloroplast. Gene Ontology annotation, molecular function: terpene synthase activity; magnesium ion binding. The coding region runs from base 48 to 1781 and encodes 577 amino acids. Lineage: Eukaryota; Viridiplantae; Streptophyta; Magnoliopsida; Lamiales; Lamiaceae.